Messenger RNA from Arabidopsis arenosa, 1761 nucleotides. Lineage: Eukaryota; Viridiplantae; Streptophyta; Magnoliopsida; Brassicales; Brassicaceae. The record is from the annotation of a GenBank genome assembly.
AUGUCAAGUUCGAGGAUUUAACUAAUCUCCCUUAAGAUUUGCAAAAAGUCUCAAACUUUUUUUCUUCUGGGAUUUUUAGGGUUCUUAUCUCUGCUAUUUGCAUGCAUGUUACUUUUGGUGUCUGAUUACUCUAAUAACUUCGAUUCAUGCAGGUUUAUGACAUUUUUACUCGACCCAGAUUUUGAUUUCAUCUGAAAGUUUGGAUUUUUGAGUUGGAGAAGAAGGUGAAAUCUGAAGCGAUAUAGCGACAAUUUGUCUCUCUCUCGGAUGAAUUCUCCGUUGAGUUCCAAGAAUCUGAGAGUCUUUUCAAAGUCUGUAGCUUGCAAAUGUCUUGUUCUUGUUGGUAUUGCUCUGUUCUACAGAGCUCUGUUACUCUCUUACUCUCCCAGAAACGCUCUAAGCAAUAGCUUAUUGUUUCGAGCUCGUCACAUGUCAGAUUCCUCCUCAACCGGUGGAAUUCGGCCUGAUAAGUUUCUCGAGGUUCCUCAGAUCGUGUGGGGUCUAAACAAUCAGAAGAUAGCUUUUGCUAGAGCUUGCUUGACUGCGAGAAUGAUGAACAGAACGCUUCUCAUGCCUAGUCUAAGUGCUUCCUUGUUUUACAAGGAAGUCGAUAAGCUUCGUCCGAUUCCGUUUGAUAAAGUUUUUCAGUUUGAAAGAUUCAACUCUCUCUGUUCUGGGUUUGUGCGGCUUGCUCGGUUCUCGGAUGUUAGAAACAGAGCACAAGUGUUUGAUCUAGAGAAAGGUAGUGGAAGAAGAUGGACGGUUGAAAGAGACUUGGAACACUUGAAACAAUCUGCUCGUAAUGAGUCCAUCGAUGAGUUUGAAGUGAUCCGUGUCAUAGGGAAAAACCCGUUCUUGUGGCACGAUCAUUGGCCAGUUGAAGACUAUGCUAUGGUCUUUGAGUGUAUGGUGGUGGUUGAUGAAAUCUCAAGAGAAGCGGAUAAAGUUGUGAAGAAAAUCAGAGAAGCAGGUGAGGCAGAAAGAGCGAAACUCGAAUCCAAAACCGAAAUCCCCGGUCCGAUACCUUUUGUUGCAGUUCACAUGAGGAUAGAGAUAGAUUGGAUGAUACAUUGUAAGAAACUAGAGCAACGGAAAAAGGUCUCAGAGAUUUGUAGUAGCAAAAGAGAGAUUAUGGAGAGAGUAGGGAACAUUUCAGGUUUAAAGACUCCAACAGUUCUUUACCUUGCAGUAGCAGAUACUCUCUUAGAAGAAAAAGAGGAAGAUUCAUCGGUUUUAAAGGGCUGGAGAGACGGUUUAAUACCAUUUGAGAAGAAGAAGCUUGGAGUUAAAGAGGAGAUUUACGGGAAGUAUUCAUAUUUGAUACAAUCGGCUAUAGAUUAUGAGGUGUGUUUAAGAGCGGAUGUUUUUGUUGGUAAUAGCUUUUCGACUUUCUCUAGUCUUAUUGUUCUUGAAAGGACGCAGAAAGCGAGAAGGUUAGGGUUUAUGAGUUCUUGUAAAGAUGGUGAAAACAAGUGGAGAUCGUAUGCAUAUAAUCUGGCUGGUGAAUCAAAGGGAGUUCCAAGAAGAUGGAUGACGAAUAUGACUCAUUCGAGCUUGCAAGCUAUUAGCUAUGGCUCAAAUUCUGUUUCUUGUUCUAGUGGAUGAAACUGGCAUUUUUAGAUUUAGUUUUUUUUUUGGCUUUUCUAUACAAUUCGUUUAUUUGUGGGGGUAUAGAGUUGUGUAAAUUUUACAGGAAUAAGAACAAUGCUUAGAUCUUCUUCAUUUUCAUUUAGUUUUUCCAAAUAAUCUGUCCUUCAGAUA